Molecule: messenger RNA, 1953 nt
Organism: Oikopleura dioica
Lineage: Eukaryota; Metazoa; Chordata; Appendicularia; Copelata; Oikopleuridae
Source: the annotation of a GenBank genome assembly
AUGACAAGAGACAAUGAAGUUAGCGAGCUAAGUUUUAUUGUGGAACAUAAUGGGCGAGUUGAAAAGUUUUCACUAUUGUAUCCUGUAAUUUACCAGGAGUUCUACAGAGAGAGCCAAAAGAGGUUCAAACUUGACGAAUGUACCCGAUUGAUCCUGCACUACGAACACUUUGACAAUGUCUUUCGACCGAUAAGCUGCGUAGAUUUUGAAACCCUCAUCAAUUUUCGCAUUCACUGGGAUGACUCAUCCGAUUCUGACGCUGUUCUAAUCAAAAUCACUGUCGAUGAGACGAGUCCUCCAACUCAAUCAACUGCCAGAAACAACAUUUCCCUUCCAUAUCGUUUCGAGAACGAAUUUCUUUCGCAACGCAACGGCUAUUUCAUCCCUGAAGAUGUCGAUGAUCCAAUUUUAGCGCCAGUAGCUACUAAACGCUCUCCCCUUUCGUCUCAUGAGUCCGAUAGGUUCAUCCAAGAGCCAUCAGAUGCUGCGUCAGAGAAUGAUGUGUCAAUAGAAGACAGCGAGUGGGAUCUUCAAGGCAGUUUUUUCAACAUUUUCAGUUUGUUUUAUUACAUUUGCUCAAGACUUGAAGAGCUCUUGGGCAGAGGUGGAUUUGGACGAGUUUAUGCUGCAAUCUGCCAAGAGACGAACAAACGACUAGCUGUAAAAGUCGUCGAUACUGACAAAGAAGAUGAUACCGAGAUACAGCAUAUUUUUGAAGAGAUUGAAACGCUUAGACAGCUGAGUCACAGAAAUAUCAUUCAGUACAUUUCGUGUGGAAAGGAUGAAAAUACUGUUUAUGUAUUUAUGGAGCUGAUGGAGGGGGGAACGAUUCAUACGUAUUUGAAGAAAUACGGAGUGAUGGACGAAGUUCUAGCGAAAAUGUACACCAAGCAGGUCUUGUGUGGGCUAGAAUAUCUCCACUCGCUACAAAUUGCUCAUCGUGAUGUAAAAGGAUCAAAUAUUCUCCUCGACGCAACCCUCUCACUCGUCAAACUCGCCGACUUCGGCGCCGCCAAGAAGCUCAACUUCAUCGACAAAUCGCGCUACGACCAAAGGAGCAAAAAGGGCGACAUCGUAGGAACCCCGUACUGGAUGGCCCCAGAAGUUGUCCGCGGCCAUGGCUGUGGCCGCCGUAGCGAUAUAUGGUCAGCUGGCUGCACCAUUCUUGAGAUGCUCACGCUCAAGCCGCCUUUCAAAAAUUUCGAACCUCUCGCUGCCUUAUUUCAAAUUGCCUCCGCAACUGAUUCGUCUCAGAUAUUCGACCACGAAUUGUUUUCGCCCAAUCUUACUGACCUUCUUUCUUCCAUCUUUGUUCCAGUUAACGAGCGCCCGUUGGCCUCAUUCUGCCUGAAUCAUUCCUGGUUCUCCCAAUCUAAUCAAAACUGUAAUACACACAAAAUGGCGGCCCAGGAAAUCCAGCGCCUGAAGCUCGAUCUCGGAAUAGUUGAACAAAACAUCAAAGUAUUCUCGGACAUCAUCACAGAAACGCCCGUCCCUGGAACAGAAAACGCAAACGAUGCGGCUCUCCUUCCAAAACUAGACAAAAGCUGCCACGAAAUGCAAGACAGGCUUUCUCAGUUGCUAUCAAAUUUGGACCCAGACGUCCACGGUGAAAUCUUCAUGGACGCUCUGAGAGUCAACGACGAAUUAAACAAUAUUUUCCUCCGCUACGAGCGCUUCUGCCGCUCCCGUCCGCAAACUGUAGCCGCUAACGAAGCUGCAUCGAGUCCCCAAGAAACAUCUGGCCCUGCAGAGGGAGUGCUGAUAGAUUUUGGAGACUCAACUCCUCCUCCAGCUUCGAAUGCCCCUCUUCCGCCGCCUCCAGGAGGAAGAUUGCCUCCUCUCCCGAACGCAGCGGGCAAUUCAGAAUACUGGCUCAACCAAGAACAACCUUCACAAUCCGGCCCUUCUGAAUUCGACGCUUUUCUAGCGUCCAGGCUCAAUUCCAAGUAG